This is a messenger RNA of Aplysia californica (California sea hare), 1412 nucleotides long. RefSeq names its product proline-rich transmembrane protein 1. The record is from RefSeq and is a predicted model, not a curated record. Lineage: Eukaryota; Metazoa; Mollusca; Gastropoda; Aplysiida; Aplysiidae. Gene Ontology annotation, cellular component: membrane.
CUGGGAACCCUGCCCAGCCAGGUCCUUACGGUUACAACCCCUACCCACAACAGGGAGGGUACCUACCCCAGGGCGGGUACCCAAUGCAGCCUGUUGGCCAGCCCUACCCGCCGCAGUAUGGCAUGCAGGGCCAGAACAACGCAACAGUGGUCACUCACCAGCCGAUGAUGACCACACAGCAGAUGGUUCACCAAGUGCCGGACCAAAUGAGCCUAGCAAUCUUCGCCACCCUCUGCUGCUUCUGGCCUGUAGGUAUUGUGGCCAUCAUGAGAGCUUCGGAGUCCCGGGCAGCCCUGAACCGCAACGACCUGCUGGCCGCACGGACUCUCUCUGAAGACGCCCGCCGCCUCUCCCUCAUCUCGAUGGUCAUCGGAAUUGUCGUCUUGGUCGUCAUCGUCGUUGUUGUUGUCGUGGUGGUCACCCAGAGUCCCAACUAUUACUACGGCUACUGAUUGAUCACGUCACUACAUGUAGGCACGAUGAAAGAUUACCGACUCCCUCCUCCCCCCCCCUUCCCCCGAACGCCCCACCCACCCACAUUAUACCAACCGACACAAAUUGCCGAACCCUGAGAAGAAAAUCAGAUCCAGCCCUCCUACCCCUCCCCCUCUCACCUGUGCCCUCUUUCCCAGAAGAAUAUUGAGGGACGAAAACAAGACCAAUCAACCCUAAAAUAAAUCAUUCUAGACUUCCUUUGCCCCCUUGCACACCAUUUCACACCUCGGUCGCCUCUGAAGUAUGACGUCUUGUGCUGUGAAAAGAGACAAACUGGCGAGAACUGUGCAAAAAGUGGAAACUUUCCUUGUAUUAAGUUUUUGGCCUGUCUUGGCGGAUUGUAUACCUAUGAACAAAGUGCUGUAAUUGUUAAGCCGGCUAAUCUAAGCUGUUGUUUUUAUCGUGUUUCUUUCCAUUCCAUAAUUUGUAUCUAUUGUAUUUGUGUUUGGAAUUGUUGGUUUGGUGUGUAUGUGUGAGAGUGUGUAUGUGUCGUUUUGUUUUUGUUUGCUUUUUUUGUUUUUGUUAGUUUGUUUGUCUGUUUGUUUGUUUGUGUUUUCUAUUUGGGAGAGGGGGGGGGGUAUUUUAGCCAUAAUGUUACUAUUGUGCAGUGUACCGUUGUAGCGAAGAACAUCAAUGGAGGGCAUGACAAAGAACUAUUUGUACCAUUACCACAACCACCACCACCAACAACAACAGCAGCAGCAACUACAACAACAACAAUAACAACAACGGUUCCCUCUUCCUGUUUGAUUAUUACGUGUCUCCAGAAAGAAGAGACUUAAAGAUAUGGUUAUUUUUGUUACUGUUUGUAAAUAAAGGCACAGUUAUUUUUGUGAGUAUCUGUAAAUAAAAGCAUAUAUAUUUUUGUGAGUGUCUUUUAAUUAAAAAAAACACCCAAAACAACAACAACAACAAAA